GGCGAGCCUUCAGUUUGGGCACCGUUAUCUUGAAAGGCCUGAAAACAAAUGCACCACACACAUUCUCGCAGUCGUCCUCUUCCUACACACCACACACACACACGCGCCACACACAGAGAGAGGGGUACACACUGGGUGGAGGGUGUGUGUGUGCGCGUGUGCGUGUGUGUGCUUACGAUGCAUUCUUCAAAUGAGCAUCAGGCGUCGAGUGCCUUCCCCAGCGAGUUGCAGCUGUCCACCGGCACGUCGAGGAUGUUGGAGUGCUCGAUCACGGCCGACUCAUGGCGCUGGUAGGCACCGCUAAACAUCCUGCAGCCAUCCACACGUACAGCCAUCCACACGUGGAUGCAUCGGGUACAGUAUACGGAUGGAUGUGUGUGAUGUGGACGUCAGUUUGUCUCCUGAUGAAGUGAGUAUCAGCGGUCGCGACGCUCCUGAUGUGGCGUCCAUUUUCUCCCACAGGAUGCUGCUGAGUGCGUUCUUUGCUGCAGCAGCGACAACUGCCAGAACAAGGCGAUCUCUUCAUCCGUCCAACAAAGGCGAAAAUCCCGACGAAUGUAAAAUGUAGGCGGCGAUAUGAAAUCACCAAAUCACCUGAGAUGAGACACAAGAGGGAUGACAUAAACAUACGUCUGACGCAUCACUCCCUCAAUGCUCACUCCAUGUCUCUGUGUGAUAGACCUUCCUUAUUCUUUCAGCCGAAACCUUCUCGCCCAUCGGCUGCUGCUGAAUCAUCUGAGCAGAUCAUCUAUUCGGUGGACGUACACAAAGACAUACAUACAGAUAGACAGACAGAGGGGCUCCUGCCUUCUCAUCGCUGACGAAUUCUCGCUCGAAGAUGAGGAGGGUAAUUUCGAGUUGUAGGUCUUCGUGCCCCUCGGGACUUUGCAGCAGCCACCACCUCCCGAGUACUAAAGGGGCGGUGCGGACAGUCUCGAUGGCGAGUGGCGCACCUGUCCCAUCCAUACGUACCGAGUGGGGCUUCGGUUUCCUCGCUCGGAGGCGUGGUGUGUAGUUGUCCAUGUCGAGCCCGUCCUUGCCCUCGCUGCGCGUGUCGUCGUCAUCGUCACCGUCUUGCUCGUCGUCGCCAUCCAUGCUGCAGAUGCCUCGCACACCCACGUCCUCCUCCACCUGACACACACACACCCACAGACACAGAGAGAGAGAGUGGGGGGGCGUUUGGCUUGUGUGUUCAUGUGUGAAUGUGUGUGUGCGUGGUGUGUGUGUGGGGACUGACCUCCUCUCGGGCCUUGUGUCUGCCACGACGGGCCUUCUUGGGCACCUCACCCACCGCAUGCUGAUUGUUGUUGUCGUCCGCAUCGCCACACACACAAACACACACACACAAAGAGGGGAGAGAGAGAGGGAGAGGUCUGUUCAUGUGUGUGUGAUUGGGGGCGGGGGUGGGGUUCUGACCUCAAGGCCUCUGCGUCUGUUCCUCCGCACCUUCUUGCGCACCUCGCCCUCCUCACACGAGUGGAUGUCACACACACACAAAGAGGGGAGAGAGAGAGGGAGCCGUAAGCUUGAGGGAACUCACAUCAAUUGAAACAGACAACAGACAUGGAGAGGACAGAUGCGGCUCGGCUGCUCGCCUUCCUUACGGAAAUGGCAUGUGUAUGUCCAUUUUGCCUUUGCCUUCUGAUGUUGGCCACACACUUUUACACACACGAACGGGAGAAAAGGGAAACGCGCGCGGUACCUCUCUCUCGAUGGCCUGGACUUGAAGAACAGCAGCCCAUUGUCGUUAAGAUGCCGUCGUCAGCUACGUGAGCUUCUCCGAUCGCCUGGCGGAUGAUCGUGCUGAAUGUGAUCUCAAUCUGGAAAAGAAUGAUAGCUAAGCAGAUACGGGUUGGUGGGCGGAUGGUGGGUGGGGGAUUUUGGUGUGCGUGGCGAAGUACCUGGUCAGAGACUGGCAAUGUCAAGGUGAUCUGGGAACCUGACAUAACAAAGCAAAACGAGAAUGUGCGACAUGCGGACGAGGACAUUGCAUACGAGUACCUGCGGCGUCCUGGAAGAUGCGGCGCCGCAGACGAAACUGUCCAAAGAAUACAAAAUGGAGGCGGCGAUCUGAGAAACAGAGACACCGACACUCUGUUAUUCUGCCUGUCUGUUGUGUGGUGAAGCAACCGCCCCAACAGAGGACACAUCGCCUCGCCCUUAUUGGCAGAAGCGCCAGUCCCGCUCCCAGAAGCGCCAAGCGGCCCGGCAAUUUGUCUGCCAGCACCCAGACGUCUCAUGCAUGAUGCUCUCACCCAUUGGCACGUCCAUUUUUGUUUACCUUGUCUGUCAUGAACUGGAGGUUGUUGCGCCAUUCGGUAGUCUUGUUCCACUCGUCAAUGGUCUUGUUCAACUUAACACAGGACUGCAUGCAUCGACGGAGACACACAAACAGCCAACACAGCCCGCACACUGUCGUUCGUUCGUGUGUGUGAGUUGUGUGUUGCUCCCGUCCGAUGGGCUGCGGGUCCAAUGAUGAAAGUGCCCAACGAAUAUAAAAUGUAGACGGCGAUAUGAGGUCCUUGUCGUGCGUCGCCGCCUCAAGCUGCCCUCUAGUCUGAAGCGCCACCACACAACACACAGUGUACGUGUUGUCAUGGGGGUAGCCAUCGAUCUAUCUAUCCAUUCUCACCUCAUCUGCGACUUUCUUGAAGGUCUCGACCUCCUUGGCGAGUCCACAAACCUUGGUGGCAGACUGCACCGACCGAGACACACAAACACAGCCCACAUCGUGUCGUGUGUGUGUGUGUGUUGUGUGUGACUGGUGUUGUCUGAUUACUUGAUCAACCUGACGCUUCAGCCCAUCGCGUUCUUCUGUGACCGUCGAGAGGAGCGCCGUAGUCUGAAGCGCCAACACAGACGCACACACACAGAGACACACAACACAUGGAUGGAUGGAUGCAUGGGUGUAGUGUGUGCGUAUGUAUGUAUCUGAUGGCUCCUUGGUCACCUUGCGGAGUUGGGCGUGGAGGUCCUCCUUCUGGUGCCUGGCUGCCUCAAGCAGCCCUCUAGUCUGAAGUGCCAAAACACAUCCAUCCAUCCAUCCACCUACAACCUCGCCCUCUCCCCCAUGUGUGUGCCUGGUGGGUGUGUGCACUAUGGUGUAUACCUCCCGUGUGGUCCUGUUGGCGUCGUGGGGAGUCGGGGUCUCCUGUGUGGAAACACACGGCACACAAAGCGCCGUCAAGGAAGGAAGGCUUGCUUUGGUUUCCCCGCCCCUCCGCUCACCGCGUUGCCCUUCUGCUCCAUGCUCGCUCCCCUGUCCAU
This is a messenger RNA of Vitrella brassicaformis, 3267 nucleotides long. The record is from the annotation of a GenBank genome assembly. Lineage: Eukaryota; Vitrellaceae.